Haliotis rubra (blacklip abalone) is the source of this 1188-nucleotide messenger RNA. RefSeq names its product neuronal acetylcholine receptor subunit alpha-7-like. NCBI's taxonomy places the organism in Eukaryota, Metazoa, Mollusca, Gastropoda, Lepetellida, Haliotidae. Gene Ontology annotation, biological process: nervous system process; regulation of membrane potential; monoatomic ion transmembrane transport. The coding region runs from base 1 to 1188 and encodes 395 amino acids. The record is from RefSeq and is a predicted model, not a curated record. The transcript has a single exon. Gene Ontology annotation, cellular component: synapse; neuron projection; membrane. Gene Ontology annotation, molecular function: transmembrane signaling receptor activity; neurotransmitter receptor activity; extracellular ligand-gated monoatomic ion channel activity.
AUGUGGUUCAUAAGCACGUUCACGCUGCUGAUACUGCUGUCUCCAUCAGUGAUGCCUAACAAAAAUGGGAAUGUUCGAGAACUUCACUCGUCUCUGCUCCAGAACUAUAACCCAUGGUUCCUACCACUCCAAAACCUCUCGGACCCCACUUAUGUGGAUGUGACUUUCAAACUGAUCAGUAUAGAAAGACUUGAUGUGGUGAAGGGAGUUUUCACCAGCCAUCUUUGGCUGACUUUCGAAUGGGUUGAUGAACUGAUUCAGUGGAAUCCCACUGAGUACUCGAAUACUACACAUCUGAGAUUUCAGCGGAACAAGAUCUGGACGCCAAAUAUUGUAAUCCAGGACACACUUGCUUAUGUUCCAUACCUCGGCUCUGAUGAACUACCAGUUAUCGUAACCAGCGAUGGGAGUGCGAGGUUUGACGUUGAAGUGAAAGCACAGACAUUUUGCAAGAUUGUCAUUACUGCCUUCCCAUUUGAUCACCAUGAAUGCAAAGUUGUAAUUGGCUCGGAUAACUAUUUCUUAAGUGAAUUAUAUAUAUCAUAUUUCGAGGCAAAUGAAUUCUCCCUCGUUGAAAGUCCAGAAUGGGAAGUGUUACAAAUAAAGAGCCAGCAUGAAAGUGAGCUGACACGCAUGUAUAAUCUUCACUGGUUCAGCGUCUCCAUCAGCCUGAAGAGACAGUCGCUGUAUUAUGUGGUGAAUCUUGUCCUGCCAAUCUUGAUUAUAUCCACACUCAACCCGUUCGUGUUCCUGGUCAAGGCGGAAACAGGCGAGAAACUGUCCAUUUCGAUCACCCUUUUCUUAUCUUUCACAGUUUUUGUAACACUUAUCAGUGGUAUGCUCCCUCAAACAUCCUCUAGCGCCUCGCUUAUCUCCCUUUACGUGUGUGUCCAGCUCCAUCUGAGUGGCCUGUACGUCAUCUGCUGUAUAUUCAUCCAACGUGUCAGCCAUAUGCAAGCACACAACAAGGCGACACGUUUUAUGGCCAAAAUGGGGAAGAUGAUUCGUACCAAACGAAUCCGACAACUUACAGAAGAGGAAUCCAAGGAACAGAACGAAGUAAAUGACAGAGAUGAAUGUACGUAUUUGAAAUGUCUUAGUGACAACAUGGACAUAACUUGUUUCUAUAUUUCCUUGCUCAUCUUUACCAUUUUGACCAGUGCUCUGAUGGGCUUCAUUAUAUUGUAG